AGUUGUGAUGUAACACCGCUGGCCACUGGGUGGGGUUGUUCACCCACCUCACAGACACGGUGACGGCAGUCAGGAGGAUCCACAGCUCACUUUCUCCACACACACCUCUCUGCAAUUUUACCCAAAAAUACGGACUUAAUUAACACAUUAAUAACCCGAGGACAAAGUGACAUAGAUUGAAGCAGCGUCACAGUAAUAUAAGUGCAAUUAGUGCACUUAAUCAUGACUGGUCCAGCGCUAAUGGCUGCACAGCUGCAGAGGCUUAAGCACACGGCUUACACCUCAUAAGACAAUAAUUGUCACCUGGAGAACAACUGAGGUGGCACUAAUACACCGGAGGUGUCCGAUAAUGCGUCAGCGAGGCGGACUGAGCGUCUGUCCAGCUCAUCCGGCACAACAUGGACACAGCAGGAUUGUGAAUUGCCAGCUCAAGUGGGGACCAGUUCCAGUAUAUUAUCAUCCACUCUGGAUCAUCAGGUGCAAAAAACCACAGCUCCCCACCACACCUGUCCCCCACCUCCGCUCCCUAAAUCCCAGGCUGCACCUCUUCCAUCCUGACAUCAGACCCCAGAUAUCCUCCUGUCUGGAUGACUGAGGGAAGAUUUGCCAGACACAUAGCAUGGCUCACUGCUCUCACUCCUCUGACUGGAGGGAGAUGACAAAUGGAGGUGGGCAUCCCCACUUCAUCCAUGGAGGCCAGGCAGGGGGUUCCCACAGUACUACACGCUACAUGGUGAAGAAGCAGCACCGCCACAAACGCAGGUCAUCCUCACCGAUGGGCAGGGUCAUUCUCAUCAAUGCACCUGUUGAUGGAGGGGAUGACAGUGAAGACAUUCACACGGUGACAGUAGAUAAGAGUCCAGAUGGGCGUCUGGGCUUCAGUGUCCGUGGGGGCUCUGAACACGGACUCGGCAUAUUUGUCAGCAAGGUGGAGGACGACAGCUCUGCAGCGCAGGCUGGGCUGACUGUGGGCGAUAAGCUGGUGGAGGUGAACGGGGUCAGCCUUGAGAGCAUCACCAUGAGCAGCGCUGUGAAGGUCCUGACGGGCAACAACAGGCUGCGGAUGGUGGUGAGACGGGUGGGCAAGAUCCCCGGCAUCCGCUACUCCAAGGAGAAGACCACAUGGGUGGAUCUGAUUCACCGGCGGAUGGUGGUGGAGGAGAGCGGUCGUACACCAUCAGAGACCAGUUCAGACAGCGCUCUCCGCAGGAUCGUGCAUCUCUUCACCACAUCAGAUGACUACUGUCUGGGCUUCAACAUCAGAGGAGGCAAAGAGUUCGGACUGGGAAUUUAUGUUUCUAAGUUGGACCCGGGCGGGCUUGCAGAACUGCAUGGCAUCAAAAUGGGCGAUCAAAUCCUGGCAGCCAACGGGGUCAGCUUUGAUGACAUCACCCAUAGCAAUGCAGUCGAGGUCUUGAAGAGCCACACGCAUGUCAUGUUGACCAUCAGGGAAGCUGGGAGAUACCCUGCAUACAAGGAGAUGGUGGCAGAAUACGGCUGGCUCGACAAACUGGCCAACGGGGGCCCCGCACCAUCCUCCCAGGGUUCAGACUCCAACUCCUCUGCCUCCUCCUUGUCCUCCAGCACCCCUCUCAGCUCCCUCAGUGGUCUCUCCCAGGUCCUUUUCCCUCCUGUCUUUGGCUCAGAGAUGGUAGACGUCGCCAUCUCCACAGAGGACCGCUCCCGACGUCCAAGCAGUGCAGAGCGAACUGCUGACACCGCCAUACAGACUGACCCCCAUCCCCCAAACUUGGUGGACUACCCCUCAACUAAUGGGUCUCACCCUAGGCUGGUCACCACAGAAACUAGCCGGACUGUAGGCGCCACAGUGCUGCUGAAGGACACGGUCAUACGUGGGAAAGGGGAAGGACCUAGGGAGAUGGAAGGAGCUGGAGAAGGAGGGCGGGGGCGCACAAGGACACUGUCAUCAGGGAACCAGGAAGUAGAGAAACACUCACCUAAGACGGCAGCACUGAUGGCCCUGAGCAGACCACGAAAGCCAAUCAGACGUUCCCAGAGCCACAUCACUGCUUCAGAAGAUAGACGAAAGACGAAGAGGCAACAGAAGGAGAGGAGCUCAGGAGAGGGUAAAACCAGCCUGCAGCGAUCUAAAACCUUUGUCAACCUGUUCUUUAAGAAAGAUCGUAAAGGGAAGAGUCGCUCCAAGUCACCGUCUCACCAUGCUGACAAAGACAAGGAGCGAGGCCGUCCCUUCCAGCUCUUGACCUCCCCAAAAGAAUCCCGUGCUGGGGUUAAAGACAGCAGCCCGCUGCCCCGACCAGAGACCCUGCAGCACGUUGAGGACAUGGCAAAGAAACUGCUCAGCCAGGAUGAGGUGGCUGCUGUGAUGAGACACUGUCGGCGGUUUUUGUCCGAGAAUGUGAUUGAGGAUUUAGUGCGUCCCCUUUUGGCAAUCUUGGACAGGCCGGAGAAAAUCCUUCUUCUCAGAGAAAUAAGGAUGCUGAUGCCUUCUUCUGAGCUGGGUCGAUUUGACAGCAUGGUCAUGCCCUUUGAGCUGGAGGCGUAUGAUACUCUCAAGAGUCGCUCUGUUCGCUCUCCAGCUCUGCGCUCCCCUCGCAGUGGAACCCCUCGACGUCACCUCAUCACCCCAAUCCCAGACUACAGGGGUGGGUUCCACCUCCAGCCAGUCCAGGACACCCUGCGGGAGUGUCAGUUGAUUGAGGAGUUGGAUAGACUACGUUUGUCCAGCCAGCAGUCAGGCCAUCUACCUCCAUCCCGUGCCUUCACCCCUCUGUUGGAUAUACCUGUGGACAACUACACCUCCUCCAGUGUGCGCUCCCGCUCCCUGAGCCCCUCACCCACCCACAGCCUCCUCCUCACAGAAUCACCACACAGCACCCAGCGUGGGCGCCAACCCCAUCGCUCCCCAAACAGAAGAGAGAACGGGGCAUCACGGUAUGACGAGGUCUCCUUGUUGUCCGUGUCAGACCGAGGAGAUGUGGCUCCUGAACGAGGGAGGUCGCCUGUGAGAAACGGCCAUGGGAGAGUGAGGAGGGAGGCGAGUCCUGACAGUAUAGAUGGCAGAAGUAGCAGGCAGGAGGGCUACACAGAGGUCAGCGUACGUGUUCCCUCUCAGCGGCGAGGGAGAACCCCUCUGGCUAAUGUGUUCGAGCCCCAGAGAGACAAGAGUCCAUCCACAGGCAGAAACAGCAGCCAGCAGCUAAAUGGAUUUUCACAAAAUGGUCACGGUGUGAAGAGAAGAGCAACUCUGCCACCUGAGGAGUAUGAAAUCAGCACUUUGACCAUCUCGAAGGCCAAGCAGUCACUGGGUAUUAGUAUCUCUGGAGGUAUGGAGUCCAGAGUUCAGCCCAUGAUAAAGAUAGAGAAAAUCUUUCCAGGAGGAGCUGCAUCUACGAAUGAGGCUCUGAAGGCAGGGUAUGAGCUUUUGUCUGUGGACGGUGAGAGUCUGCAGGGAGUGACUCAUCAGCAUGCGGUGGACGUUAUUCGCAGAGCGUUCAGCAACAAGGCCAAAGACCUGAUGGUUUUCGUGGUCAAGGUCCCCAAGGUCCUUACCACCCCCACAGGCCCCAGGAGACCUGCAGACUAACCUUUGUGUGCCUCACAGUCAGACUGCAGUCCAGGCAUGAAGGACAACAAAACCUGCAGCUCCUGAGGGAGUGAAUAAACUACAGGAUUCACUCCAGAAGAGGAGAGAUGGGACAGGUAGAUCUCCAGUCAUAGUGGAGAGGCAUUUGUCCUAUGUAAGGCAGAGUUAUGACAUGUCAAAGAGAAAGGUGAACAUGUUGAAGCCGGUUUUAAAGACUGAUGCAGUAGCUUAUUUAGCAGGAUAGACUGUUAUAGAUCACUUUUGCUACAAUGACAUGAAGUAAGUUGCAACUGUACGACUUUUAUAACAUUCCUAGUGUUUUUAGCGAACAUUUUACUAUAUGCAUUCAUUGCACAUAAACUGGACAAAAAGUAAGUAGUAUUUUAUGAUAAGAUCAUGCGGUUCAUGAACUGCUCUUUGUUUAAAAUUGUGCCGCUGUUCGACACGUGGCAACCUUGCCGCGACCUCUGAGCACCAUCUCAUUGUGGAGCCACUGGUCUGCACUUUUCAGUUGGAGCAUCUCAGUCCUGCAGCCCCACAGGCCUGCCAGAGGGAGAUUACCCCAGCCUGCGUUAUGAGAUUUAUAGAUUUAUACCCAGAUUAAACCCCUGUAUUAUGUCAAAACUGAUAGUUUGGGUUUAGUGGAUGUCUGGGGGGAUUAUUACAAAUUGCUGCUCAGUAUUUUUGUGCUGUAUUUUUCUGGCAGAAGUGCUUGUGCUCUGUAGCAAUCCGCCACUUUAGAGGCUUAAUUACACCACGCUGUGGACUGAGCUUAUGCAGACAUGUGGAGGAGUUGGAAAAACAUGUCAAUGAGAAAUGCAGGACAUGAAGGCCAGUGGCACAGUUUAAAUCAAAGUAGGGUAGAGGAGAUGUGGACAGCAAGGUAACUGGAAUAUAGUGUGUGCAUAGUGCCUUACUUCUGCAGACGGCC
Epinephelus fuscoguttatus (brown-marbled grouper) is the source of this 4499-nucleotide messenger RNA. It is a transcript of the gene pdzd7a, whose product is annotated as PDZ domain containing 7a. Gene Ontology annotation, biological process: sensory perception of sound; auditory receptor cell stereocilium organization. Gene Ontology annotation, molecular function: protein binding. The coding region runs from base 620 to 3568 and encodes 982 amino acids. Gene Ontology annotation, cellular component: stereocilium tip; stereocilia ankle link complex; plasma membrane. The record is from RefSeq and is a predicted model, not a curated record. The transcript is spliced from 16 exons. NCBI's taxonomy places the organism in Eukaryota, Metazoa, Chordata, Actinopteri, Perciformes, Serranidae.